Elaeis guineensis (African oil palm) is the source of this 1434-nucleotide messenger RNA. Its product is annotated as vicilin Cor a 11.0101. The record is from RefSeq and is a predicted model, not a curated record. NCBI's taxonomy places the organism in Eukaryota, Viridiplantae, Streptophyta, Magnoliopsida, Arecales, Arecaceae.
AUGAUCGCGAGAACUAGAGCCCAAGUUCUCCUUCCUAUCCUCCUCUUUUCAACUCUCCUCAUCAUCCCCUCCUUCGGAAUACCUAUUAGAAAGGUAGAAGAAUGCUUGAGCAAGUGUAAAGAGAGCUUCUUUUACCACCAGGACAGGCAACUGCUGGAAAAGUGCGAGCAAAUUUGCUUUGAUAAGUACGACGGAUCACAUGGAGAAGGAAUAGAGAAGAAGGAAGGGGAGCAACAGAGAGGAGAAGGCCAGAAUCGAUACUGCUAUGGUGAGGAGAACUUUGAGUACUGGAUGAAGAGCGAACUCGGCCAUUUCAAGGUUCUCGAGAGGUUCACCGAAAGAUUCAAACUGUUGCAAGGGAUUGGGAAUUUUCGGCUGGCAAUCUUGGAGGCAAACCCGCGUACUUUUGUACUGCCAAGCCAUAUGGACGCAGAGGAACUCUUCUAUGUAAUGGAAGGGAGAGGAGUUCUAAAUGUUCUUGAGAUUUCGGGUCGUAAUUCAUAUGAUAUAGAGCAAGGACAAAUUUUUUCGUUUGAUGCCGGAUCUCAGGCGUAUUUAAUCAACAAAGACGAUAACAAAAAGCUCCGCAUUGCGAUGCUGCUCCAUCCCGUCUCCUCUCCUGGUCGCUUCAAGGAAUUCUUCGAUGCAGGGGGCAGGGCUCCAGAGAGCUUCUACAGAAGCUUCAGCACCAAAGUUCUUGAGGCUGCCUUCAAUACCACAAAGGAUAGGCUAGAGAAACUUUUUGGGCAGCAGAGGGGAGAGACCAUAAAUGCAACUGAAGAGCAGAUCAAAGCACUGACGGAACCUCCCACUGCGCCUGGCGGCUGGUUUAUUGGGCCAUCGAAGCAAUGCCGGAGAUCAGGUGUCAGUCUGACGAGCAGACAAAAUCGUGUCUGGUAUUCCAAUGAACACGGGGAGCUCUACAAAAUCUAUGCUUGCGACUACAGCGAUCUUUGCGACCUGGGCGUAGAGAUAUCCUUUGCCAACAUCAGUCGUGGAUCAAUGAUGGCGCCUCAUUACAACUCUAUGGCCACCUUGGCGGCCUUAGUGGUAGAAGGUGAAGGCUAUUUUGAGAUGGCCUGUCCACACAUUGAACAAGGUGGUACACAUUAUCAGGCGGUGAGAUCACAAGUGUCCCCUGGCUCGGUGUUUAUGAUCCCUGCCGGUCACCCGGUGGUCGCCGUAGCCUCUAGGGAUGAGAACCUCCAGGUGUUGUUCUUGGGAAUGAAUGCUAAGCAUAAUCGGGUCCACUUCCUUGCAGGGGGGAACAACGUACUAAACCAUAUGGAGAGAGUAGCAAAGGAGUUAUCCUUCAAUGCGCCAGCAAGAGUGGUGGACGAGGUCUUCAAUGCACAGAAGAGAGCUGGGUUCUUGCCUGGCCCGGACGAAAUCCACAAGGAGGAAAGGGGCACCCGCCCUUGGACUGCAAUCUAA